Pristis pectinata (smalltooth sawfish) is the source of this 6025-nucleotide messenger RNA. RefSeq names its product transcription factor TFIIIB component B'' homolog. Gene Ontology annotation, molecular function: TFIIIC-class transcription factor complex binding. Gene Ontology annotation, cellular component: transcription factor TFIIIB complex. NCBI's taxonomy places the organism in Eukaryota, Metazoa, Chordata, Chondrichthyes, Rhinopristiformes, Pristidae. The record is from RefSeq and is a predicted model, not a curated record. The coding region runs from base 158 to 6025 and encodes 1955 amino acids. Gene Ontology annotation, biological process: RNA polymerase III preinitiation complex assembly. The transcript is spliced from 28 exons.
UCGGGAUUGAGGCGGCGGGAGGAGGAUGUGAGGGAGGCCGGAGGCCGGGAGCGGAGCCGGGGGACGGGCCGGGAGCGGAGCCGGGGCACGGGGGCCGGGAGCGGGGACCGCGGCGCCCACAUGCCGCCUGACAACACGCGCCAGCGCCGAUUACAGGAUGUUUCGUCGCUCAAGAUUGAGUGUAAGACCCAAUGUGAAACCUGGUGGAAGGGGUUCAUCACAAACCUGCAAGGCGGAUGACAAGGCUCUGACUUCAGACCAGCAACUAAAUUCAGAAGGAAAAUCUUCCAAUGAGAAUGAAGAUUUUGAAAUUCCGGCUGCUUCUGGGUCUUUCCCAUCGACACCACUGCCCAAUCCAGGUGUUGAACAAGAAGAGAGAGAUGACCCAGAUGAACAGCAGGAAAAUGUUCCACUUAACAAGAAUGAAAAAAAUGAGAAGACUGGAGAGUCUGGAGGUCAAGGUAAACCAUCUGUGGCACCUUUGCAAAGAAGGAAGCGCUUCUCUACCAUGCCAAAUUUGGCCAAACCAAGAUCAACAUCUUUGUCUACACAGCAGUCGACCAACCUAACAGCAAAAUCUCCUCAGCAACAAAAUCUAUUAACUCCGGUGACCAAUGUGGCAUCCUUUCAAGAUAAUUCUCUUCCGUCACAGGCCACCACCACUGAGAAAACACUUCCUAAAUCACCAGAGAAACGAAAACCAUCUUCAGGACAACAUAUCAAAUUGCCAGAAAAGAAGACCCCAAUUCCUCAAGUACCACAAUUCUCUCCUGUUAAAAACCCUCUGCACAAAGAUUCAGCUGUAGGAGCCAGUUCUACCCGAGUGCCAAUGACACGGAAGACAUUGUCUUCGCCACUUAAGGAGAGGAUUACACCCAGUAGUGCACCUGCAAAAGGGAUUGUACCAUCUCCUAGUGUCUCACCAGCACGUCCUAAGCCUGCAAAAGUUCCGUCUGACUUAGAAAGGCUCAGGAAAGCUCGAAAAUUGCGGGAAAUGCUGAAAGAGGAGUUGAAGAAAGAGACGAAAGCUCACAGAGAAACGAUUCCAAUUUGGGAAACCAAUAACCCACCAGAACGUACUAAAAUGACAAUGAGAGACUUCAUCUACUACCUGCCUGAUACAAAUCCAAUGCUAUCUUCAUUUGACGAAGAAAGAAGACCAUCUCCUCCAGUUCUAAAUAAAGAGCCAGAAGUGGGAAGUAACAAUGCCCCAACUAACGAGGAAGAGGAUGAGGAAUCUGAUGAUGCAGUUUUGGGUCCACGGGUUAAAGUCGCUGAAGAUGGCUCUAUUAUUAUUGAUGAAGAAAGCUUAACAGUUGAGGUUGUAAGGAUGAAGACUUCUAAUGUUGUUGAAGAAAAUGAUCCCAUCUUUGAACGUGGCUCUCAGACAACCUAUUCCAGCUUUAGAAAGAGCACCCACACAAAGCCAUGGUCUGAUAAAGAAACUGACAUGUUCUUUCUAGCAAUAAGUAUGGUUGGGACAGAUUUCUCUAUGAUUGGUCAGCUGUUCCCAAACAGAUCAAGAAUCGAAAUAAAGAACAAAUUUAAACGGGAAGAAAAAUUGAAUUCAUGGAGGAUAGACAAAGCAUUCAAAGAGAAGAAGCCACUUGAUCUAGAUUUUUUUGGAGAGCUAUUAACUCAGGUUCUGGAAGGAGAGGCAAAGCGGAAGAGGGAAAGGAAUGGAAGAGAUAAAAGUCAAACUCCAAGAAAAUCAACUACCAAACGGAGCAGGAAAAGCAAGAAAUUGAAAGAGACCGAAAGUGACCCAGAUGAUCCUGAUCCAAUUGAAGCUGCUGACCAUGAAUUAGCUGAAGCUGACUCUAGUGCUAUAACAGAAGGAACCGAGGAAGAUACACAGAAUAAUGAAGCUGUACAAAAGCAGCCCCCGAUCAAACGCAAGAGAAAAUGGAAAGAAAAGGUUGCUGCAGAGCCAGCAGAGAGGGAAAUCACUGAAGAACCCUCAGAAGGGGAGGAUGAUACUCAAAAAUCAAAGUGUAAAGUACGGCAGCACAAGAAAGGAGUCCAGAAAACUUCAGCUUCAGUUUCUGGUGGCAAAGACAAUGUUGGGAAGCCAAUUGCAGAAGGUGAAGAUGAAAGCCAUACUGUGGCCGAUGGUGAAACAUCGUCUGACCAAGGGGCUUCUGAAAGCAAACAGCCUUCACAUGCCAAGGGAAAGGAGAAGCCCAAUGAGGAAGAUAAAUCAUUCAGUGACUGUGAAAGUGAAACACUGUCAGGUACAACACCACCAGUCACAAGUGGAAGUUCUAACGAAUCUCAGCUUGCUCGGCCCCAGAAAUCUAAGCCCAACUUAAAACUGAUUGGAAGGAAAAAAGCAGGUGGAAAACAGCGUAUUAAAACCGCUCCAAAACCCAGUGCAUCUUAUGACGACGCAGUGCAAUCCAGGGCUGAUGCUAUCCAAUCUGGGGCUGAUGCGGUGGAAUCCAGGGCAGAUGCUGUACAAUUCGUGACUGACGGAGUGCAAUCCAGUGCCGAUGCUAUCCAAUCCGGGGCUGAUGCCAUCCAAUCCGUGACUGAUGCGGUGCAAUCCAGGGCUGAUGCUAUCCAAUCUGGGGCUGACGCGGUGGAAUCCAGGGCAGAUGCUGUUCAAUUCGUGACUGACGCAGUGCAAUCCAGGGCUGAUGCUAUCCAACCUGGGGCUGACGCCCUGGAAUCCAGGGCCGAUGCUGUUCAAUCCGGGGCUGAUGCGGUUAAAGAAUCAUUUCUGCAGGAUCGUGAUGCUUGUCUUGAAGAACCAUCUGAGGUCAUGACAUAUAAACAGUCAGAAAAGGAUGGUAGCAGUUCAUUGAAGCCUGAAACAACAGAAGCUGAUAAAGCUGAAGAGAUAACAUCAUGUAAUGUACAUGAUUCUGACACUGAACCACGACCUGUAGAGAAACCAGAAGAACCCAGAAGCAAACCAGGACGACCAGUGAGAAGUCGUUUCCAGAAGCCCAAGCCAAAUGUAGGGAGAGCGGUGGUGAAGAAAGAUGUGUCAGCACAAGGAAGGAAAGUUGCUACAGUGCAAGGAAGUAAUAUUGCAACUCAAGAUAUUACGGAGCUCAGUCCAGAUACCACUAGUAGUAAAGAAAGUGAAGCUCAUCAACAGACUGCAAGCAAUGCUUAUUUUGCACCAGAUGCAAGAAUUUUGGAUAAUGUUCCAAUACAGCAAGAUGCAGUCUGGAAUCAAUCAGAAGGAACUAAUGGAUCAGAAGUUCCAGCAUCUCUGUCAAAAUCUCCAUCUCCAGAUGCUGCAUCCUCAGGUAUGGUUAAAUCGAAGAGAAAACAUGUGACUGAUUCGCUCACAGAGCUACCAAGAAGGACUUGGGAUUCAAACAAAGAACUGCAAUCAGAAAAGACAUUUCAGUACGACGAACAAAAUGAGCAAGAGGAGUUAACUCUAGCUGCCAUUCAGGAAAAUAUUAUGAGCAAACCAACUAGAUCCGGAAGACAGCCCAAACCUACAACAUUUUAUAACCCUUCGGCAAAUCAGCAACCACCAGCUACUUCUACAUUAUCUGAGGGAGAAACUGAGGGCAAGUUCAGAAGUAGACCUGUUCGACCUCACAAAACUAAACCCAAAGUCAGCAAAGUCUUGGGUAAGAAGGAGGCUCAAACUAAGAGUGCUGGGAAAAGUCAAGGAACCACAAAGAUGACACUUGUUACCCUGAGAGCAUCCCAAGAAGAAGAAGAUGAUGAAGAAUCUGAUGUAGAAGAGGAAGAUGAUAUCUAUCCCAUCAAUCCAGAGGAGGUCAACAAAGCUCCAGCUUUUGUGCCAAUCAGCCUCCGAUCUCCUGAACCUGUUCAAGCCCAAGUGGAGGAAACUAUGGAAGAGCUUGAAAUAGCACUUAAUGUCUCAGACAAGAACUAUACUAGUGAAGCUGAACACUCACUUCUUGAGUUGCGUGAUAGAAGUGAACCCAGUCAGUCAUGCACCUUUAUCCCAGAGGAAGAUUACCACCCAACAACUGCUGAUCAGAUUGAGCUUUUUGUUGAAGUUAUAGAAGUUCCAAGUGAAGGUCCAGUUCGAGAAGAGGAGCAUUGCAGUGCCAAGCAUAGUGAUGGUUUACAGGACGCUGCAUAUAAAGAUGUGAUCUGUGUAAACCAGAAGAACUUGGAAGAAGAAUCUGUCCUUGGUAGUGAAGUUCCUUCUUUGCAGAUUGUAGUGUGCAGUACUCACAAUGCUAGUGAUGAAUCAAACACUGAAUCCAACAGACCUGACAAACAGUGUGCUUCUGCAGAGAAAGAUCUGAAGGGUCAACUGGACUUGCAAAAACCUCCUUUUCCAAAAGAAGAUUCUACCAAAGCUGGUUUUAGUAGUUCUUCAGUCACUGAAGAAUCUGAUGGUGCACAGAACAACGUAGCCAGGAGAAGGUGCAGAUUUCCAAAACCAAAACCCAACCUCAGCAAAUCCACUUCUAGAAGCCAUGCAAUAAAGCCUUGUCCUACUACUGAGAGUAAAGAAAUCCAAAGCUUUAUAGAGCCAACCAGAACAGCAUUGCAGAAGGAAAAACCUGGUAAUGAAGCAGAAAUGAAUCCUGAUGACUCCUUGCCAAUUCAACUGGUGACAAUAGAAGGCAAUGAAGAAAACAUAACCAUAAAGCAGAUUCCAACUGAACAACCAAACAGUAAGCUAUCGGUACUCGAUGGCCAAGAAAAACACGCGAGUGAAGAACGAAUGAGCAAGUCUCAGCAUCUGGACCGUGAGACCAAGCAUCUGAGUGAAAGGUUAAACUUGUUAAUAACUGAUGAGCAAAACAAAUGUGUGGGAGAAGACGAUGGAAUGAAUAGAAGAAAGCAUCAGGACAGUGGGUCUGAGCAUCUGGGUGAAAAGUUAAACUUGUUGACAUCUGAUGAUCAGAACAAAUGUGUGGGAGCAGGGGAAGGAAUAAAUAGAACUGAACACAUGGAAAGUGAAUCCAAGCAUCUGACCAAAACGUUAAGUUUGUUAAUAUCUGAUGAGAAAGACAGAAGUGUGACAGAUAAAGGGCAAAUGAGUAAUACUGAGCACCUAGACAACAGGAUCCACAAUUCUGAUGCAGAGUUACUAACAUCUGAUGAACAAGACAAAUGUGUUGGAGAGGAAGAACAAAUGAAAAUGACUGAGGGUCCGGCUGACGGCACUGAGGGUCCGGCUGACGGCACUGAGGGUCCGGCUGACGGCACUGAGGGUCCGGCUGACGGCACUGAGGGUCCGGCUGACGGCACUGAGCGUCCGCCUGACGGCACUGAGCGUCCGCCUGAUGACACUGAGCAUCUGCGUGAAAGGGUGUCUCCAGCACAUAUUCAAUUAGACACAGCAGUUCAAAGUCAGGAUGUUCAACCAGGAAUUUCCUCGGAGACAUACUUUACACAAUCUUCAUUGACUUUAUGUCAUACUGCUGAUCCAACGCUGUCUAUUGAGGCUACAGAAACAACUCCAGAAGUUUUGUGCUCUGGUUACUCCACAAAGAUUGAUAUCGAAGAACCUCAAAAUGUGGAACACCAAGAAACACUGAAAACUUAUGAAGAAAACUUGGGGAACUUAAUGGCAGUGGAAAACCCAAAAGAAGAGACAAUCAUAUUAACCUUGGUUGAGAUCCCAGCCUCUUCUUUAACAGAGUACAGUGAAUCUUCAGCUUCCUAUGUCCCUGUUUCAGAAAACACCUUGAGUUUCGCUGAGCUGUAUCCACCCCUAUCAACAGAAAAUAUUGAAUUUGCUGUGAGCUCUGAACCCUCAGUAGAGGCACCUACUAUACCCACUGUGUCUGAAUCAAUGACAGUUAUAGAAAGUAACCCUCAACAAUGGAGCUCAAAUAUGCCAAGACUGAAUGUGGGACAAAUGGAUAGAAAAAGGAACGCUGACAGUUUGAUUGAUAAUCAAAAUGAUUCUGCCAAGAGGAGCUCAGUGGUUGUGUCAAGUCAAGAGGUUCUCAGAGAAAAUGUGCCACAGAAUGAAGGAAUUACUCAAUCAAAUUUAGCUGCCUUUACACCACUUGAGGAUUGCUCGGCACCUUCAGCAACUAAUACAUUAGGUAAUUAUGUUUGA